AGCAAAAACCCUAGGAAGAAAAACGAUGAAACGACUUCAGCUUAGAAAUCUGUGUCUCUACGCUCGUACUCGUCUUCUCUCUCCUUCCUGCUACAAUCCGGGAUCCCAACUCGCUCCACUCGCUGCUUCGACUCGGCCCAGACUUCGCUUCUACUCGACUGAGUCUUCAUCGCACAACCAAGAGGAGGAUGUCAGUGACGAAGAGCUGAAAAUGCAAAUUGACAAGUAUUUUCGAGGGGAUGAGGAGGCCAUACCAUCAAUCUUUGAAGCAAUUUUGAAGAGGAAGUUGACGGGGAAGCAUGAAGAGGAUGAUAAAAUGCUCAUGGAAGAAAUUCCCGGGAAGAGGCAGGAGGAGCCACUGAGUGACAUAGAUGACGACCAAGAGACUAAAUCUGAUUUUGAUGAAGGCUCUGACAGUGAUGGGUGAUGAAAGCCAAAUCCACGCUAUUUCGCUAAAACAAACACAGAGAUUACUUCAAAAACAUUGUUCAGAGCUCACAUCACAGGCCUUGUAACAAACAAGCUCUCUAGUUUCAAAUAGAAGCAGUUAAUUUCUAUCUAGAUGGUCAGCCAGUCCUACACCCCCCAACGCUGUUAGAAACGGUAUAAAUGUAAGCCAAACUUAUUCAGUUGCACGAACGAAAAGUUAUUCAGUUCAUGCCUUGUCUGUUUGUUCA
Molecule: messenger RNA, 677 nt
Organism: Prunus dulcis (almond)
Lineage: Eukaryota; Viridiplantae; Streptophyta; Magnoliopsida; Rosales; Rosaceae
Exons: 2
Coding region: 26-427 (133 amino acids)
Source: RefSeq, a predicted model, not a curated record